Messenger RNA from Meloidogyne enterolobii, 315 nucleotides. The record is from the annotation of a GenBank genome assembly. NCBI's taxonomy places the organism in Eukaryota, Metazoa, Nematoda, Chromadorea, Rhabditida, Meloidogynidae.
UUUUUAAUAAAUUCAAAACAUCUUUUCCAUUUUCUGAGGCGCAAAACAUCUCUCUCACCAUCCAAUCUAAUAGAAGCGGCGAGCCAUCAACAUCAACAAGUUCAAAUGCAACAACAAUCAGUAGACCGACUUCCUGGAAACGUUCGUUAUUCAAUCAGUUUUCCCUACGACAAUUUCGAAAAACAUCCAAACAACGAAACCAAAAUAACCAAAAACAGCUCAAUUCUGCGGGUAACAGAUCCACUUCUACCUGAUAAAAGUUGUCUUGAUAUGUCAGAAAUUCCAAAUUCUAAUUUCGGUAAUUUUUCUUUUUAA